Osmia bicornis bicornis is the source of this 2259-nucleotide messenger RNA. Its product is annotated as luciferin sulfotransferase-like. Gene Ontology annotation, cellular component: cytoplasm. Gene Ontology annotation, molecular function: sulfotransferase activity. The coding region runs from base 94 to 1818 and encodes 574 amino acids. The record is from RefSeq and is a predicted model, not a curated record. Gene Ontology annotation, biological process: sulfation. The transcript has 11 exons. NCBI's taxonomy places the organism in Eukaryota, Metazoa, Arthropoda, Insecta, Hymenoptera, Megachilidae.
GGAAAUUUGUAUUUUACAACCAAAGAAAACCUUUUUUCUAUCUCUUAAAAAGUAAAGCGACGUUUCAUCGAGAUAAGACGAGAAAUAUACAGGAUGGAACUUGAAUCUCCAAAAUAUGAAUUUUUGAACGAAGAAGACACAAAGAAAAUGCUGAGAUUAUUUAAAGGCGAAAGAACAGGUUGGGUGGUAGUAGGAUCUAAAAAGUGGUUCUUUCCGUAUAGAUACACGGAACAAGGUAAAGGUUUUUAUAACUUUAAGGCACGAUCAGAUGAUACGUGGGUUCUAUCUUAUCCAAGGUCCGGUACAACAUGGACUCAAGAAUUAGUUUGGCUAUUGUCAAACGAUUUAGAUUUUGAAAGGGCACAGAAAGAACUUCUGGCAGAACGAUUUCCGUUUCUUGAAUUUAGUUUGUUCAAUCAUCCAGAAGUGACGCUCGAAUUUUUAAAAAUAAACGAGGGCGACAAAGAUAAAGAAGAAUUAUGUAGAAAAAUUGCGGAGCCAGGGUACGAAGUCUUAGCGAGAAUACCUUCCAAGAGAUUCAUUAAAUCACAUUUUCCAUUCAGUUUGUUACCUGGUAUUUUGGAUACUGGUUGUAAGGUAAUAUAUAUUGCACGAAAUCCCAAAGACGUUGCUGUCUCUUGGUAUCAUUUAAACAAAGCAAUUAAAACUCAAGGGUAUACAGGUGAUUUUGCAACAUUUUGGGAUUAUUUUCAAAAUAAUCAUACACCAUGGAGUCCCUAUUGGGAACAUUUAAAGGAAGCAUGGGGAUAUAAAAAUCAUCCAAAUCUUUUAUUCAUGUUCUAUGAAGAAAUGCAACAUGAUUUUCCAAAGGCAAUUAAAAAAGUUGCUAUGUUCCUUGGAAAAAUCUAUAGCGAGGAACAAAUAAAAGAAGUUGCAAAUUAUUUAAAUAUUAAAAACUUUCGGAAUAACCCAAUGGUGAAUUCAUCUGAGUUAAAAGAAUGUGGUAUUAUAACUGCUGGAACAUUUGUUAGGACUGGUCAAAGUGGUAACUGGAGGGAUAUGUUUACCCCUGAACUUGAUGCUAAGGCCAAUAAAUGGAUAGAAGAAAAUCUUAGAGAAACUGAUUUCACCUUUCCAUAUUUUAACAACAUUAAUGACUAUCAAUGUAGAUAUAAUCCAGAUGUAAGACAAAUGGUUACCCCUCUUCAUCGGUUUCAAAAUCUGAAUACUAUGGAAAAUGCAGCUGGUCCUAGUAAUUUAAAUAGUUGCCGAGUGAUAAGAACUUCGUUAAGAACUAAUAAUGAUACCCGAAACAAUUUUCCGGUUGACUCUACUCAACAUACCCAGCUAAACAACAUCUCCAAUAAUGUAACAACUGCUGGAAAUAAUCAAUUAAUAUUGUCAAAUACUGCUACAAGCGGAACGAAUAGAAGUCUUUUGGAUUUUUCUGAAUUUAAUGACGCAGAACUAGCAAGUUACAGAUUAAGAUGCGGUGUUUGGAUAACAUUUGUAUUUGCAACUGGAUUCGUUGCCGCAGCAAAAUUUUACUUCGGUGAUCAAGGUCAAGGCAUAGAAGUUUUUGUAUUUUGGGGUCUGCUAACAUUAUUAUUAUUGUUCGCAUGUUUGUAUUCGAUUCUAUGCCGCCGAAAUCACCGGAGUAAUCAUCAAGAACACCACGUACAAGAGGACCACAUUGCGUCUGUAACUGCUACAAAUACAAUGUCCAAUGAAAACGCUAGACCUAUUUCUGUAAUAAGGCAAAAUCCACCACCACCCUAUCAUAUUGCUAUUUUGAUUCCACCGCAUAAUUCAUUGGACGAAGCUCCACCGCCGUCUUAUGAUAAAGUUAUGCGAUGAGACUUAACAUCGUUAAAUUGACAUAAGAUUGUAUAGAAUGCUAUCACUAUUUUUUCAUACAUUACAUUUUUUAAGGAAUGAAACACUCAUCAGUGAUAUCAUCAAAAUGUGUUAUUAAACAUAAAUAUUCCAUCAUCGAGCUUUUAAUUUAUGCAAUUGAAGGAAAAAUGAAAACCAUCACGAUUUUUCUAGGAUAGGUAAACUUUACAUCUGUGAUAUAAAUAGUGAAGUAAUCUGAAGAUAUCAUUCUUUAUAGCAUUUAUGAACUAAAAGAAGCAUAAGAAGACUAAUGUCCGAAUAAAAGAUAAACACAAUAUCUACGAAACUUACGAUAUUUUUUGAAUUCCAAAAAGGUAUAACAGAGCUUUUAGCAGAGUUAAUUAAUUCUUCUGUACCAGUCCCAUUAUUUUGGUGAUUAGAUUUUCCUACAUCCACAUUCAC